GGCUAUUUUUUUGAGAAUUUUUAGCACGACGGUGCGAAACAUCUGGCAACACUAAUUGCGUGGAAAGAAGAUGGAGAAGUGUCCGGCGUGUAACGAGUGCUCGGUAGAGAAAGAUUUUCAUUUUUCUCAGGAACAGUUGGUCUGUACGUCAUGCGGCUACGUAGUGAGCGAGGAGAACUUGCAGUCCGAAACGAACUUAGAAGGAACGACGUUAGUCUCGUCGGCUUCCAGACAGUCGGUGAGAUUCAACGUAGACAAACUACCGAAAUCCAUUAACGUCGGCGGAUACGAGAAGAUUUGCGAGGGGAAACAUACGGGUCUGGAGAGGAUCAAGUACCUGAAAUCCGUCUUGAAUUUCGGCCAGGACACGGCCGACGAAAUAAACGAACUGUACCUGAAAAUGUUCCAAAACGAGAACUUCGCCCGUUGCAGCCUGCGCAACAAAAUAGCUCUGUCCGGAUGUUGCGCCUACGUCGUAUUGCGUCGGCGCGGAUGGCCCAUUCUGGUCUCCUCCGUCUGCAACCUGUUGCAGUGCACGGCCUCCGAAUUCAACCGGGCUUUCACUACGACGCGGGAGUUGACGGGCACGGGGGUGGCCACUCCCCGGACGGAAGAACUGAUUCCCGUGGUAUUGAAGAACGUGGAUCUGGGAGAUGAGAGGGAGCGGAUCUACGCAAAAGUGUCCUCCCUUCUCCGACUGGCCUCCCGAUGCUGGCUGACGGCCGGGAGGAUUCCGCAACCCUGCAUAGUGGCGGCCGCGUUCGUGGCCUGGAAGUCCCUGUCCCAGAAACGUCUGAACUGCAGUUUCAAGAAGUUCUGCGACGAGAAGAAGGUGAAAGAGUAUUUUGUCACCUCGCGCAAGAGGCUCAACGAACUGAACGACGCCCUCUUGAAACUGGCGGAGAAAUUGCCUUGGGUGGAAAAGAACGAGUUGCGCGUCAAACACGUUCCGUAUCUGCUGGACGACGUGGACCGCAAUUUUCCUUCCCGGGAAACGCAGUUCGAAGAGUUUCGAAAGGCGUCGAAGAGGAGGGCGGACAGAGAGGAAGAGAACGAAGGACAGACGUUUUCGGAAAAUUUCGAGGACAGCGAGAUCGACAGUUACAUCAGAACCGAAGAAGAAGUGGCCAAAGUGAAAAACUUGGAAAAGAAACUCAAGAGUAAUUCCUAGUAAAGUAAAUAUAAUAACUACUUUUGUUUUAUAUUUUAUUAUCUACGCGAUAUCGUGUACUCGUAAUUAUGAUCGUACAGUUUAUUCGCAUUUGUUGUAACAAAAUAAACAUUUAAACGAUUUUCGUUUCCUCCCGGAUAAAGGAACCGGCGGAAGAACUGAGUCCAGAUAAAUUGCCAAUGUAAGGGAUGACGACGUUAUUUUAUAUCGAACGAUUGGUAUCUUUGAAACGAGAGAAGAGUAAUAAUUGUAGCUAUUUGUCCUUAAAUGGUAAUUACGAUAACACAUUUUUCUACAUUAUAUUAUUUUAACCGUCAUUUAAAGGUAAACGGUUAAUUAUUGUCCUCGUCUCGUUUCAAACAAGUUUCGAUUAAGAAAAAGCAUCGUCUCCUCGUCUUCGACCUUCGCUUUAUUAAUGUUUUUUGGUUGGUAUAAAUGUUAUUUUACUGUAUAUAUCGUUAAAAAGACGAUAACUUCUCGCUCGUCUUCGGACCUUUAACGUACGAAAAGUAUUUCUAAGGCAUUCGGACAAGAACGUCGUGUAUCGGAAUAAUCAAAUGGACGAUAGAAAACACUAAUUCGUUACGAAAAUAAAAGAUUUUUGAAAUAA
This is a messenger RNA of Centruroides sculpturatus (bark scorpion), 1781 nucleotides long. RefSeq names its product transcription factor IIIB 50 kDa subunit-like. The transcript is spliced from 2 exons. Gene Ontology annotation, biological process: transcription initiation at RNA polymerase II promoter; transcription preinitiation complex assembly. Gene Ontology annotation, cellular component: nucleus; transcription preinitiation complex. NCBI's taxonomy places the organism in Eukaryota, Metazoa, Arthropoda, Arachnida, Scorpiones, Buthidae. The coding region runs from base 71 to 1171 and encodes 366 amino acids. The record is from RefSeq and is a predicted model, not a curated record. Gene Ontology annotation, molecular function: TBP-class protein binding; RNA polymerase II general transcription initiation factor activity.